AUGCCCGAAGUUACCGAGGCAUCCGACACUUCUGAGACAAAGAAGAGCAAGCGUGAGCGUCUGGGCGAGUACCUGAACGAUGAAUGGGACAAGGGGAAGGAAAAGUCCAGGGAGGGGUUGCUAAAGGGAUGGGAAAUAGGUAAGGAGAGAGGCAAGGCUGAGUGGGUGAAGGGCAAGACUGCGCUGCAACACGCUGUUGGCCUCGGUGCUGUUCCCAACGUCAUCCCACCAGGCGAGGCUCGUCUCGAUGGAGAGCGUCGCAUGGUCGAGAUAGGAUGGCAUCCUGUCGCUGGAAUGGGUGGGAAGUGGCUCGCCGAGCAAUCUGGUCUCGGGAAAAUGAUCACCAAGAAUAUCGGCACCUAUCCCGACCCGACGCAGCACUGGGCUGUCCUGGUAGGCGGUUUUGUGCAUCAACUGUGGAUGGACGAGGAACUUGACGUCAUCUACAACAAUGAGGUACUUGUUAGAGAUCAGUGGCGUACCUUCGAGGUUGGAGAAACGAGGUUCACAGAUGAAGCGCUGAGGCAGGCAGCUGUAAUGACCAUUUACAAGAUGCGGCAAGAGCGAGCUGCAUAUAAUAUCAUCAGCAAUAAUUGUCAAAACUUCGCUGUCCGACUUCUCGACGCCAUUCAGGUCGGAGCUCAUCACCAGUUCGCAACGAGUUUUGCUGUUUAUCAAGCUGCUACCGGAGAUGGGACUAUCAAGGACCUCUUUGUCGAUGCCCAUCCUGAAGAGCAGAAGAUUGAUCCUGCUGAACCUGGGAUCCAGCGAACUGAUACAGUGCAAAACGCGCAACACGUGAUGGAUGAGAAUACAACGAAAUUGGACAAUCAUAGAUGGAAUGGUUGGUUCAAGAGGGGAAACUCAAAUUCCUAA
Molecule: messenger RNA, 876 nt
Organism: Cadophora gregata
Lineage: Eukaryota; Fungi; Ascomycota; Leotiomycetes; Helotiales; Ploettnerulaceae
Exons: 3
Coding region: 1-876 (291 amino acids)
Source: RefSeq, a predicted model, not a curated record